Messenger RNA from Diorhabda carinulata, 354 nucleotides. It is a transcript of the gene Tfb5, whose product is annotated as general transcription factor IIH subunit 5. Gene Ontology annotation, biological process: transcription initiation at RNA polymerase II promoter; transcription by RNA polymerase II; nucleotide-excision repair, preincision complex assembly. The record is from RefSeq and is a predicted model, not a curated record. The transcript has 2 exons. Bases 76 to 297 code for a protein of 73 amino acids. Lineage: Eukaryota; Metazoa; Arthropoda; Insecta; Coleoptera; Chrysomelidae. Gene Ontology annotation, cellular component: transcription factor TFIIH holo complex; transcription factor TFIIH core complex.
GUACCAGUCGCUAAGAAAUGACUUUUCUAUGUUGACCAAUGAGAUUGAUCCGUGAGAAACUGUAUUAUUAUCAAAAUGGUGAAUGUUAUGAAAGGAGUUUUAGUGAAAUGUGACCAGGCCAUGAAACAAUUUCUUCUACAUCUAGACGAAACAUUAAAAUUAGGAAAAAAAUUCAUCAUUCAAGAUUUGGAUGAAAAUCAUUUAUUUAUUUCAGCUGAUAUUUUAGAUACUCUACAAGUGAAAAUUGAUGAUUUGAUGGACCAGAUUAGUUUUCCAUUGACAGAUAAAAGCGCCUAAAUAAAUACUCAGCACAAUGACUAUCUCAAAGUCUACACUUCGCGGUUCAAAUCGCAU